GAUCAGUUCAGCCAAUAGAGUGGUCACGGAGUUUGUGUCCGCUCUGCUCCGAGCUGGGAAGCUAAGCUAGCUCGGAGCUAAUGGUUGAAAGAUAUUUUUAGCUCGUUUAAACUCUGUUAUCAACACUCACACUACUGAAGAGUCGCUCGUAAGGUUUCCAUCAUGGGUGAACCACAGCAGGUCAGCGCCCUGCCUCCGCCACCGACGCAGUACAUCAAAGAGUACACAGACGAAAACAUCCGCAAAGGCCUGGCCCCCAAGCCCCCUCCCCCCAUUAGAGACAACUACAUGAUGUUUGGCAACCAGUUCCAAUGCGACGACCUCAUCAUCCGUCCCCUGGAGAGCCAGGGCAUCGAGAGGCUUCACCCCAUGCAGUUUGACCACAAGCAGGAGCUCAAGAAGCUCAACAUGUCCAUUCUCGUGAACUUCCUGGACUUGCUCGACAUCCUCAUCAAAAGCCCGGGCAGCAUAAAGCGGGAGGAGAAACUGGAGGACAUAAAGCUGCUGUUUGUCCACAUGCACCACCUGAUAAACGAGUACAGGCCUCACCAAGCCAGGGAGACGCUGAGGGUGAUGAUGGAGGUGCAGAAGAGGCAGAGGCUGGAAACGGCGGAGAGGUUCCAGAAGCAUCUGGAGAGAGUGGUGGAGAUGAUCCAGGGAUGCCUGGCCUCCUUGCCCGACGACCUGCCCCAGUCAGAGAGCCCGGAUCUGGUUUGCGGGGCUAAGAGCGCGCCGACGGGACCUAGUUUCGGUUGUUCUUCUGGACAGGUCCCGCUGCUGAAAGCUGAACCAAUGGAUGUGGAGGAAGCAGGUUCCAGCUGCAUGGCACCAGGUGCCCUGGACAAAAACGCUGCUGGCUCUAGAAGGGACAAAACGUGGGACAAGGACGCUGCCAUGUGUGGGAUAAUCGACGAAAUAGCUUAAAGUAGACCACGUUUAAAAAGUUUUCCUGUUUCCUUUUCUACUCCUGAAGGAUGUUUUUUUUUUUUUUUUUUUGCUUUACUCCUGGUGUGAAAUAUUUCUGGCAUUCUUUAGCUUUCUUUUGCAAAUAUAGUCUACCAUCCAUGUAAAAUAGAGAAUUUGCAUCUGUGUAGAUUAGUUAUGGUGUUUCAAGGCCGUUUGAGACAAUAAAUGAUUUUGCAAUUGCAGUGUA
Fundulus heteroclitus (mummichog) is the source of this 1153-nucleotide messenger RNA. It is a transcript of the gene med7, whose product is annotated as mediator complex subunit 7. Gene Ontology annotation, molecular function: transcription coregulator activity. The transcript is spliced from 2 exons. Gene Ontology annotation, biological process: regulation of transcription by RNA polymerase II. The coding region runs from base 163 to 924 and encodes 253 amino acids. Gene Ontology annotation, cellular component: mediator complex. Lineage: Eukaryota; Metazoa; Chordata; Actinopteri; Cyprinodontiformes; Fundulidae. The record is from RefSeq and is a predicted model, not a curated record.